CUGGCCAGUGGGACCCACGGGCUAACCUGCUGGGAUUAAACCCCUACCCUGCGGCCGACGCUCCCUCCCGACCCAAACCCCCUCGCCGCGGCGGCGCCUCUCCGAUGGACGCCUCCGACGAGCUCCGGUCGCUGGAGGCCACGGGGAUCUACCGCCUCGCAGGCUCUCCCGCCGCCUUCGUCGACCCGGUGCGCCUCCUCGGCGAAUCCUACCGGCGCUUCCGCCUCGUCCCGUCGGCGUACUACUCCCGAAGCUUCGGCCCGUCGCGGCAGGGAGGCGAAGGGACGGCGCCGUCUCCCGACCGGAAGAAGCGCAAGCGGAAGCGCCAGCCGAAGCCCCGGGAACUCAACGCCGUGGAGCGGAUCGCAGAAGCGCGGCACCAGGAAGCAAGGCCUUUGCUAAUUAGGGCCCAUAAUUCACUCCUCGAGACGAAAGAUCUACUGGAAUUCCUUCCGGGGAUGAUCAAGGGAGAUGAAUGCCUGCCAAAUGUUGAAACUAGUUCUGAGAACAAUUUUGUUGAGCUUGGGGCCUCAUGGCGAGCACCUUUCUACGAGAUGACUAUCUGCUUUCAGAAGCCUCUUGGUCAGGUCAAGGCAGGUACCUGCAAUGUCCAAAAGAGAUCCAGUCCAUUAUUUAAUAGGAUAGUCAGUGUUGAAGAAAACGAUGAGGCAGAAGGAGAAUUUCAGAGUAGACUUUAUAUUUUACCAAAAGGAAGUUGCUUCAUGAUGACUGACUUCACACAUGUUCGUGAUCUCAUUCCUGAUAAUCCUAAUAUAGGGUACAACCUUAUAGUUAUUGACCCACCUUGGGAGAAUGGAUGUGUUCGCCAGAAAGAAGUGUAUCCUACACUUCCCAAUAGAAAUUUGUUGUAUCUUCCAGUUCAAGAACUUGCACAUCCAGCUGGAGCUCUUCUAGUUUUGUGGAUUACAAAUCGGGAGAAACUGCGAAGAUUUGUUGAGGAAGAAUUGCUUCCAUCUUGGGGGGUCAAAGACCCCACGGAGUUUUAUUGGCUGAAGGUGAAGUCGGAUGGUUCACUGAUUGGCGAUCUAGACUUGUUCCAUCACAGGCCUUAUGAGUGUCUCCUUCUUGGCUACAUCAACGUUAAUAGAGAAGCUGAGUCAGGAUCGAAGUUUAAGGUUCUACAAGGCAGCCAAGUAAUUAUGAGUGUUCCGGGUGCACACUCAAGGAAACCUCCUCUUCAGAAAAUUCUUUCAGAAUAUAUUCCUGGUCCGAAGCCUCCAAGGUGCAUAGAGCUUUUUGCAAGAGAAUUGGGUUCCGGAUGGACCUCGUGGGGAAACGAGCCGCUCCAUUUCCAGGAUUCAAUGUACUUUUCAAAGAAGUAAAUUGAUACUACUAGACAAGAGCAUGGUGGUGAUGAACACCUGCUGCUGGAUUUCGCAUAGCGCUACACUGCAUUUUGGACACUGGUUACCACUUACCACUAGUUGGUACGGAAUGGCAAGUUGGCAACUAACGAGGUGCAGUUUUGUCAAAAGUUGGUAGGUUCGAUUUGAACUAGUCUCUAAGCUUGACUGAAGGACGAUCCACAUUACAGUGCCGUUCACCACAGAACUGUAUCCCGCUGCUGCUUCUGUUCCCUGCUGCAGUGAUCAAAAGUUGCCACCAAAAACUUGAAUUGUGCUCAAGGUCUUAGUGACUGGUCUGUCGAUCUAACAUGAACCCUGGUCCAUUCUUGAAGGGAACAUUUGGAUGUAGAUUGUUCAUCCUCUUGGAGCAAAACGAUUCCCUGGUGCUGAAAGAUACUGGGACCAA
Molecule: messenger RNA, 1773 nt
Organism: Triticum aestivum (bread wheat)
Lineage: Eukaryota; Viridiplantae; Streptophyta; Magnoliopsida; Poales; Poaceae
Product: methyltransferase-like protein 2
Exons: 10
Coding region: 105-1343 (412 amino acids)
Biological process (GO): methylation
Cellular component (GO): nucleus
Molecular function (GO): nucleic acid binding; methyltransferase activity
Source: RefSeq, a predicted model, not a curated record